AUGGCACAACAACAAGACGACUACCAGCUCCAACGGUCACGAAAUGGCUGUCUCACGUGCCGGUCCCGACGCGUCAAAUGCGACGAAGUGCGACCAGUAUGCACUCGCUGCAAGACUGGUGACAGGGAUUGUGAGUGGGGACCAGAGAAGCCACCAAAUCCACGCAAGCGCCGCCGCCCUGUACAUGUACCCGUGUCUCGGCAGCAGACUGCCAGUGGAUCAGAUGCGUCGCCUCAAGUCAGCGUCGCUACUCCCACCACCGCCAAGGGGACGGUUACACUCCCACCGUCCCCUAGCGUCGGCCCAGUCGACACGGGCAUCGAGUGGAUUUCGCACACGACGCGCAAGAAACUCAUGAUGGACCCAACAAUGCUCGAGACAUUCUUCCAUAAGAGUGACGAGGUGCUCACGUUUCGUCAUUACAUCCAGACGGCUGAAGAACUCAUCGCUUUCAACCCUCCCAAGAACCCGUUUAACCCCUGGGUCUCGAUCCAUGCACCCCUCGCCCUCCGCAAUGCCCCUGGCGUCUCGCCCUCGGCUGAUGCGCUUAGGAUAGCCCUGCUGGCCGUCGGUGCCGUGCGUCUCCGCUACGCAGAUGACCCGAGCAACCAGCGCGCAGCGCAGCGCGUUGCAGGAGACGCGCGGCGCAAAGUCCUGAAACUGCUCGACCCGAUCCUACGCCAACCCGAAAAGUACAUGAACGAGAUCGAGGGCACGCUCGCCGCCAUGCUCUCGUGCAUUGUCGCCUGCACCCUCGCCGCCGACAACUCAUGGGAGGAGACGCUCGUCACGGCCGUGCGCCUCAUCGACCGCCUCGGCGGCGCACAAAAGGUCGUCUCCCUCUCCCUCAAGGACCAAUACUCGGUCACGCGCUUUGUGCUUGAACAACUGGCCGUCCGCGACGUCGUGGCGUGCAUGACACUUGGUCGACGACCAAGCAUCAUCCGCCAACCAUUCGAGCCGUGGUUCUUCGAGAUCGAGCGCUGGUCCCACCGCGAGGUUGAGUGGGAGAGUGUCGAGCGGCUAUUCGGGGUCACCCGCGGCAUGGUCGAUGUCAUGGCACGCGCGUGCAGUUUGAUCGGGACAGCACGCGAGACGCAAGCGCUGCAGAGUGUUGGGGGACUGCGAGCCCCACCCCCUCAACUACAGGACGCGGCCAAUGGCAUCCUCGGCGAACUCCAGGUCCUAGACCAGGGCUUCAACUACAGCCCGUACCACACGCGUGCACAAUACGGCAACCACUGCUACCGACACGCAAUGCAGAUCGCCCUCAUGCGCGACGUGCUCGACUUUGACGCAGACAACGAGCGCGUCGUGUCGUCCGCAACGGCGAUCCUCGAGUUGGUCCGUGAGCUCGACUUUGAGGAGGGCCCGACGCUGAACUGGCUCCUCUGGCCGCUCAUGCUCGCCGGCUUCCACCUGGGACACGAAGGCCGCGAGCCCCUCAUCCGGCUGCUCGAGCACCCCGGCCCGCAGAAGUGUUUCGACACGCGCGCCUGCAUCCGCCUCAUCCAGGAGUUCUGGGACCGGCAAGACCGCGGCGUGCCAGUCUCGCACUGGGAGAUGCUUCGGACUGAUGCGCACCGGUGCCUGUUUGCCGGGUAA
Messenger RNA from Cutaneotrichosporon cavernicola, 1605 nucleotides. RefSeq lists its product as uncharacterized. NCBI's taxonomy places the organism in Eukaryota, Fungi, Basidiomycota, Tremellomycetes, Trichosporonales, Trichosporonaceae. The transcript has 7 exons. Gene Ontology annotation, cellular component: nucleus. Gene Ontology annotation, molecular function: DNA-binding transcription factor activity, RNA polymerase II-specific; transcription cis-regulatory region binding; zinc ion binding. Gene Ontology annotation, biological process: positive regulation of transcription by RNA polymerase II. The record is from RefSeq and is a predicted model, not a curated record. The coding region runs from base 1 to 1605 and encodes 534 amino acids.